UUGACUUACAUCCUCUCCUUAUCUUCACCACCGCCGUUCGAUUCUCGGCAAAACCACUCUGUGCACCAUCCGAUUCCUCUGCCUCGAUUUUGUGGGUAUCAUGCCUUAUCAGCCAGUCACGUGGCCGAAACGUCACGUCAGGCUGACGGCAGCUAGGUGCAGCAGUCUCGUUCCAUGCACCUUCAGCCGGUUCCCGCGCAAGGGGAAGGGCAUGAGAUGGGUUGGGGAACGGACGGGAACGCCUGUGGGGCAUGCUUUCGUUGGAGUGGGAGUGUAGAAGAGGAGGACUGCAGUCGCCUCGCCAGUGGAGACUCCCUUCCCUUGCGGGGGGUCCGCCGACUCCGAGCCGGAGUCGCUGUAGGUUUGCGGUGGAUGCUAGAGCCUAGAACACAGCAGCAGCAGCAGUAGCAACAGCAGCAGCAGAGGCGAUGGUGCUUGCGUGGCAAAGCAAGGUGUGGCUCCUCGGCUGUAGACCACGCGGGACCACCUGAAGCACCGAACGGGUAUAAAUACGCACGACGCAGACAGACUAGCAGUCAUCCAGCGAGCUUGUUCCUCACUCCGUUUCAGUGCUCAACUGACCCGUUAAGUCACGAGCUCGCCGAGUCAAAGGCGUCCGAGGUCACGCGAGAAAUCAGGGUAUUCCUGGAAGGCCAGUCAGCUGCCCGUUUCAGUUGUAUCUGAACCUCCCCCUCCUCGCUUCGUUAAUUCGCCUCGUUGAGGCGUCUCAAAUCGGCGCCAUGGCUCGCUCGCUUUCCGCCAUUGCCCUUGCGGCCGCUACGCUCGUCGUCCUGCUUUGCGCAACUCAGUCAGAGGCUAAGGCCAAGACGUUCACAGUGGGAGGGGGGGGGUUGAGCCCGUGGGGCUUCGGUGUGAUGACGUGGAAGCCCAGCGCGCCCAUCCACAAAGGCGACUUCCUCAAGUUCUCAUGGAAGGGCAUUCCGCAUGAUGUGUGGCUGAUGAACAAUGUGGACGCUUACAACAACUGCAACUUCUCAGCUGCAAAGAAGAAGACAGGCAUCACCAGCUUUGGGAGCUACAUGUACAAGGUGACAAGCACUGCUUCACCACUUUACUUUUCCUGCAGCGUGAUUGGUCACUGCAAGGCGGACAACAUGAAAGUGGCUAUUCCAAUCACUGCGUAAAUGCAGUUUGAGUCGACUCAGCCCAGUAGUCACACCGCGUGCCUGGUACCAUUGUCAGGUGUUCAACAUGAAAGCAGCUAUUCCAAUCUGUGCAUACUUGCUAAUGCUGACGGCACCAUUUAGGUUAUCAUACUUCUGUGGGUACUUGUCCGUGUUAGAGUAGCGGGAAAAGUUGUGACUAAGAGAAAAUGUGGAGGGAUACAAAACUAGGGCUGUAUCACUAAGAUCUAAACUAGCUAGGCUAUAAGCAA
Closterium sp. NIES-67 is the source of this 1396-nucleotide messenger RNA. NCBI's taxonomy places the organism in Eukaryota, Viridiplantae, Streptophyta, Zygnematophyceae, Desmidiales, Closteriaceae. The record is from the annotation of a GenBank genome assembly.